Messenger RNA from Blastomyces gilchristii SLH14081, 1363 nucleotides. RefSeq lists its product as uncharacterized. The record is from RefSeq and is a predicted model, not a curated record. Bases 254 to 637 code for a protein of 127 amino acids. The transcript is spliced from 3 exons. Lineage: Eukaryota; Fungi; Ascomycota; Eurotiomycetes; Onygenales; Ajellomycetaceae.
UGGGUUGUGCUAGCUCAUAAUGGCUGUCGAUGUCUGCCUUUGCUUGCAGAGGACGAAGAAAAAAGGAUAUCAAAUGUGACGAAAAAAAGUAGGCGGAGGGCUUGGUACAAAUUGAGCCCUCUUGCCAUUGGAAAAAAAAAAAAAAAAAUUAACAAAAAAAAAUUUGCCAAUCCUUCUCCAUCGCUUCCCUUCUACCUCAAAAAAUUUUCCGCCUAUUUUUUUUACGCUGGGGAAUAACCUUUCCACCGCGACGAUGAAGCUCAUUCAGACCUCUAUCUUCCUCUCUAUCUUCAUGCUGCUGACGCAGUCUAUUGCUAUCCCCGUGCCUGACCCGGUUCCCGCUCCGAAGGAUGGCGACGUUGCUUUGGCGGAGAGAAGAUUCCCGAAGCUGCCAGGGUUCGGAUUGCCAAAGGAACUUUGCCCGCAGCCCCCUCCGCAGCCCCCUGUCCAGCAAACGAAUCAGUGCUCCACCGGUGUCCCGUACUGCUGCAGCACUGAAGGAGGGUCCCACAACUGUGUGAACUCCCACGUCGAAUGCACGCAAACCGUUAUUUGUUGCAACAACAACUUCGGGUUCCAAGUGUGCAUGGGUGACAUCGACUUCAACAUGCCGAUCAACAUCGAGAUUAACCUUUAAGCUGUUUCUCAGUAGCACACACACACGCUCAGUGCGUGUGGUCUGUGCGUCGAGAUCCGAAGAUGGGAGGGAAUUGCUGAGAGUUGGUUCAAGAAAUACUGAACGGAUGCUAGGGGAAUGGGUGAUAGCUUCGUUCAGAUUUCGACUUCCUUGGGCCUGGCUGUUGGUGUAGCUUUCGCGGAGAUUUUAUUAUUUAUAUAAUCUUGCAUCGGUAGGAUGGAUAACCUCAUCAGCGCCGAAAAAGGUUUCCUUUGUUUUUCAAUCCGAUUUGGUUGUUUAGUUUCCAAGGUCCCCAACUCUCUUUACCAUUUUGCGUUCUUCUUUCGGUCUGUAAUAGAAGACUCGUUCUUUUUUGGACCUUCUCCCGCUCUCACCCCCCCAGAGAUUCUUUCACUUCUUCCUCAUAUGUCUCAUCAGUUAGCCAUUCCUGUCAAUUUUCGAGAGGCAAAUGAGAAUCACUUUCUCCCCGAAAUUUGUUCCAUGGCAUUUCAAAUUCCGUCAGAAAAUAUUUCUCAGCUAGUCGGAGGGGGAAGAUCAUUCAUUUUGCAGAUUUCCCUUCACACAUCGUGAUUCAAAUGCCAUUUCGACGUCUGCGGUUGUCUCAAACCGCUAUCCCCAGUUUCUAUUCGUCCCAGAAACCAGAAAUGUGCGCAUGAGCAUCAGUAGAGCGGCCCUGAAUAGUGCAAAUCAAUCCCUAUAAAAAUGCGUAAAAACAAAACUGCCUUC